GAUCAAUUGCAUGUAGCUGAGUUGCAACUCGUCGAAAGUAUCCCCGCCUAGGCGCAAGCCGAUGAUUGGCCAGGUGCUCGAGGCACUGCAUUCACCGAUAGUGACUCUGGCGGCACUCAACUUGGGUCAUCUCGAUCCAACAUCGGCAUCGACUCGCACUCGUUUUGCCUUGUAUGUCACCUUCGGACUGGGCGAGACUCUCAGCCUUCAGCAUCCGGCAAGCCUGCGGGCGCUCGGGCAUGAUCAAUUGCAUGUAGCUGAGUUGCAACUCGUCGNAAGUAUCCCCGCCUAGGCGCAAGCCGAUGAUUGGCCAGGUGCUCGAGGCACUGCAUUCACAGAUAUUGACUCUGGCGGCACCCGACUCGGAUCAUCUCGACCCAUCGGCAUCGACUUGAUCGCAACUGGAUCGCUCC
This is a messenger RNA of Mixia osmundae IAM 14324, 413 nucleotides long. RefSeq lists its product as uncharacterized. Bases 62 to 292 code for a protein of 76 amino acids. The record is from RefSeq and is a predicted model, not a curated record. The transcript has a single exon. Lineage: Eukaryota; Fungi; Basidiomycota; Mixiomycetes; Mixiales; Mixiaceae.